CAUAAUCCGCCGUUGCAGCCAUUGCUCUGAGCAUUUUUACACAGACAGCUCUGAUCGCAAUUGGAUCCAUUGGCGGCAGUUGAUGCAUCACGAAGCGGAAUAGGAGAGAAGAGACACAGCAAUGGGGCAAUCGUCCUCCACCGACCAGCCAUCUCCUGAGCAACGGGAAGCAGAAUCCUUAGCUGCGUCCACAGGAGCACUUCCGACGCUCCAAAAGACAUUUUCUAUCCUCUCCGAUCCCCAAACAAACAACAUACCAGUUGAAUCUCUUAAGAAAUGUUUCCGAUUUACCAUCGAGAACUCUGCGAGCGAAGUAACUAGUGUACCUGAAGAAUUUCGCGUUCUCUUGAGUCAUCUGAGUUCAUGUAUAGUUGAUCUUUUCUUCUUAUCUGAAAAGGGAGGAGUGAGCUGGGUGGAGUUCUUGAAAGGCUAUUCUAGGUGUUGUGGAAGGAGAAUUGCUUCCAGUUUAUUCAACAAUCUGUUUAGGGUUUUUUCUUUGAUGAAUUCGAAAGCAGGUCUUCCUGAGAAACUGCAGUUCGAUCCAGAUGAUUAUGAAUGUAAAGCCAAUGGAUAUCUAUUGCCCCUUGAUAUAUCGAUGCUUCUUUGGAUGUGUUGGAUUAUGUGGUCGGAUUGUAAGAAGCUGAGCUCUACGGAAUCUUCAGGACAUUCUGGGCUUCUUCCAGAUGUAAGUCACUUGGUAUUGUCAGCCACUGAAUCAUGUAUUGAAAAUUGUACCACUAAAUUGGACAUUUGGGAAUCUUCAACUUUACAAACCAAUGUUCAACUUCCUGCUGCUAAGAUCACCAUGUGGGCCUUGAAGACAUUGCCAAACCUUGCAUAUUGUCUUUCACAAUUUGUCCAAGCAAGACUUUUCUACUUUGCAGCCCAUGAGGACAAACUAAAACAGGGGUUGCAUUUUGUGAUUGAUAUUUCCCAAAGGGAUGAUUCCAUUAGCAACCUCCUUACUCGUGGAAGGGCAUGGGCUAUCUCGCUUACUUUGCAGAGCACUAUGAGUGAAGAAAUUUCAAAAGCUUGCUUUUCAAGUAGUGCAGAUGAGAUGAAUGAAUUGAUUCUUUAUCGGUCAUCAAUCCAUGGGAAAGGUUUGAACAGGUUUUGGUCAAAAACUGAAGGAUAUAAUGGUCCAUUGUUGAUUUUGGUGGCCGCUUAUGAACCUAAUAAACAUGACACAAGAAAAUGGAUUAUAGGUAUUCUCACUAAUCAGGGUUUAGAGAGCAGGGAUUCGUUUUAUGGAACUUCUGGUAGUUUAUAUGCUAUUAGUCCAGCCUUUCAUGUUUACUGGUCUUCAGGGAAGGAGAAAAAUGUUGUUUAUAGCCACUUGCAUCCAACUGCUAGGAUGUAUGAGGCUCAUCCAAAGCCCGUGGGAAUUGCUUUUGGAGGAUCUAUUGGCAAUGAGAGAAUAUUUCUGGAUGAGGAUUUUGCUGUAGUCACUCUACGUCAUCAUGCUGUUGACAAAACCUACCAGAAUGGUCCCCUUUUCCCCGGUCAGGGGUUUUUGCCACUUGAAGCUUCAAUAGUUGAUGUUGAGGUAUGGGGGUUGGGAGGGAAAAAAGCGAAAGAGAUACAAAGUGCGUAUAAGAAGAGGGAGGAAAUCUUUACUCAGCAAAGGAGGAAGGUGGACUUGAAAACGUUUGGGAGUUGGGAAGACUCGCCUGAGAAGCAAAUGAUGGACAUGGUCACUGAUCCCAAUGCUGUUCGCCGCGAAGAUCGAUAGUCAUUAAGAUUCAGCUUCUGCCCCUCAAAUUUCAUACAGUACUACGUAUGAAAACGUGUUCUGUACAAAAAUGUAUAUAAUCUCUGCAGUGAAUAAAAAAUGUUUAUCUUUCAACCUGUUGGUUGUCCUUUACCGUACACCUCUCUUAUGCCAUGAUGCCAUCUCUUCAAGAUAGUAGCUACACGUAGGGGAUGACAAGGUCCUGGUCGGAGUCAGGAUCGGCUGGUUCGUGGGACCAGACUGGACCUUGGAUAGCAAUUUCGGCUAGGGAUGGGCCAUGGGUGCCGGACACGUGGGCAGCCGGAUGCCGAUCCUGGUUAUGUAAUAUGGGGAAUUGGGGACCAUGAUUGGCCGAUCCAGUCUUGGUUCCUAUAAAUAAUCUGUCUCGGUCUUCUUACCUUCAACUCUCUCUUGUCUUCAU
This is a messenger RNA of Cuscuta europaea, 2153 nucleotides long. The record is from the annotation of a GenBank genome assembly. Lineage: Eukaryota; Viridiplantae; Streptophyta; Magnoliopsida; Solanales; Convolvulaceae.